AUGGCACCAAAGUUUGUAGAUCAUUUUGGCAAAGUUUCUUCUAAAUACCUUACUUUUAGACCAACAUACCCAAAUGAAUUAUUUGAUAUUAUUAGAGAUUACACUCAGAGUGAUACAACAAGACAAUUAGCAUUUGAUAUUGGAUGUGGUAAUGGACAAGCAACUGUAAAGUUGGCAGACAUGUAUGAAAAGGUGAUUGGUUUUGAUCCGUCAGAAGGUCAAAUAACAAGUGCACAACCUCAUCCUCGUGUAGAGUAUAGAGUGUCACCUGCUGAAAAGAUUGAUUGGCAUCCUGAUGGGUCAGUCGAUUUAAUCACAGUGGCACAAGCAGUUCAUUGGUUUGAUCUACCAACAUUCUACAAUGAAACAAAACGAUUACUUAAACCAAAGACUGGUUCACUUAUCAUUUGGGGUUAUGGUACUUGUUCAAUUGUCAAUAAUGAUAAAGCACAACAAAUUCAUCGUCAUGUAUGUGAUGAGUAUUGGCCAUCAAAUAGAAAGUUUGUUGAUCGUGAAUACGUUGAUAUCAUUCCAACCUAUAGUAACACAAUUAGAAAGAAUACAAGUUUUAAUAAAAAGUUAAGUAUUGGUGAUAUGAUUGGUUACUAUUCUACUUGGAGUGGAUACAACCAAUACUUAAAGACAAAUGAAUGCAAGUUACCAAGUUUAAAGGAGCAAUUACUCAAUGCCUACAACACGACCGAUGAGAAUACUGAAAUAGAGUUAUCAUUCCCACUCUUUAUCAUUCUUUCUAAAAAGGAUUAA
Cavenderia fasciculata is the source of this 765-nucleotide messenger RNA. Its product is annotated as putative SAM dependent methyltransferase. The record is from RefSeq and is a predicted model, not a curated record. Bases 1 to 765 code for a protein of 254 amino acids. The transcript is spliced from 4 exons. Gene Ontology annotation, molecular function: S-adenosylmethionine-dependent methyltransferase activity. Lineage: Eukaryota; Evosea; Eumycetozoa; Acytosteliales; Cavenderiaceae.